AUGAGCUACACUCCGAUGCAAGUGAUUUCGACACAACCUGGUGUAGCACCUCCACCAGGAAUGCCAAACUGGAUUCAGGCGCCUCAAUCAAUGCCAGGAGUGCCGAUGGGUCUCGAAUAUCUAACCCUUCUCGACUGCGUUAUCGUCCACCAGAAAAAGGAGCUUAUGGAAAUUGUGUCCGAUUUCGAGAUGAAUAAUCGAUAUGUUCUGAAAAACGCCGCCGGCCAACAAGCGUAUUUCGCACUCGAGGAAUCCGGCUGCUGCGAACGCCAAUUCUGCGGUCCGCGACGCGGCUUCACUAUUCACAUCGUCGACAAUUUCCAGAAGGAAGUGCUCACCGUUCGUCGCGACUUCAAAUGUUUGAGCUCGACGUACUGCGCAAUGUGCAUGUGCUGCAAAACCGAAUGCACGAUCACGUCGCCGAGCACCGGCGUUGUGGGCUCGGCUCGCCAGAGUUUCGGCUGCUGCUCGGUCAAUUUGGACAUUCUUGACGCCAACGGCGACGCGAUUUUCAAGAUCGAAGGCCCGUGCUGUCUGACACUGAUUAGCUGUUCCGAUAAAGAGUUCCCGAUCAAAACGAUGGAUGGCGUUAUCGUCGGAGCCAUCACCCAAAAAUGGGGAGGCUGUUGUAAGGAGGCGUUCACCGACGCCGACACCUUCCAAGUCACUUUCCCACUGGACCUCGACGUCAAAAUGAAGGCGGUGCUCCUCGGAGCAACAUUUUUGAUUGAUUUCUUGCAAUUCGAGGAACCGAAACACAACAACAACAAUUAG
Messenger RNA from Caenorhabditis bovis, 774 nucleotides. The record is from the annotation of a GenBank genome assembly. NCBI's taxonomy places the organism in Eukaryota, Metazoa, Nematoda, Chromadorea, Rhabditida, Rhabditidae.